Elaeis guineensis (African oil palm) is the source of this 1868-nucleotide messenger RNA. The record is from RefSeq and is a predicted model, not a curated record. Lineage: Eukaryota; Viridiplantae; Streptophyta; Magnoliopsida; Arecales; Arecaceae.
GGUUUCCUAUCCUACUCUGUUUCUAGGGGCAGAUGGCCUCGUCUCUUCCCCUGUUCCUGUCCACUUGCCCACCCCUCUUCUUUUACUCGACUUUUCCGUAGUCUCCUCUCUUUUGAGAACCAGCUGGAGACAGAGACUUGUUGGAUCUCUCUCUCUCUCUCUCUCUCUCUCUCUCUUUCUCUCGAUUUUCCUAUUGACGAAAAGACGGAUUCCAUUCCAAAGUCCAGAUUUUGAGACUUGAAAGUCCAGAUUUUGAGACAAGAAGUCUUGAUUCCAGCCAGUAUCUUUUAGCCUUUCAGUCUCUUUUAUCUUUGGUUUUCAGUUUACUAUCCUAAAGCAUUGCUUUUCUUCAGGUUGGUUCUAUAUAGGAAUAGGAUGAUCGAGGCAAAGAGGAGGUAUUGAUCAUUACUUUAGAAACUGUCUUCUAAAUGGGUAAUGUUAGUAGUGUCCGGGACGUAGAGGAGGAGUGGCAGCAGCAGGAGAGAGAGGGGCAGGGUUUUAGCUCUCAUUCGCAAGGAGGGUCAGAAGAUUUGAUGAGGAAGAGCCCUCCACAGAGCCCGCGUGGUGUAGAAAGGUCUCCUCUGCUCUUCACUCCUCAGGUCACGUCUCUCUUUCUCUCAGUAUUAUUGCUUAGAAAAGAAAGAAAGAUCCCCAUGAUUCCACUGCAGAGACUUGAAGAGAUGCAUUGGGCAAGUGAUUUGUGGAUGCAAAAUUUUACCGAGUACGAGAAUGUCAUCUAUGACCAAGGAAUUCCAACAAUGAUAACCUGGAACCAUGGUGGAAAGGAAGUCUUUGUGGAAGGAUCCUGGGAUAACUGGAAGACAAAGUAUUGGGGACUAGUGACAGAUUUGUCUUAUAUAUGCAACAUCUAUUGUUCGUUAUUUCGAAUGAAUAGAAGUUUGAAGAGAUUGAGCAAUUCAUGUACAUAUGGAUUUUACUGUUACAGGAAACCAUUGCAAAAGUCAGGCAAGGACUUCACAAUUGUGAAAGUACUUCCAUCAGGUUUCUACCAGUAUAGAUUUAUUGUUGAUGGAGAAUGGAGGUAUGCACCUGACAUUCCCUGGAUGCAUGAUGAUUUAGGGAAUGCUUAUAACAUUUUAGACUUGAAGGAAUUUGUUCCUGAGGACAUAGAAAGCAUUGCUGCUUUUGAGCCACCUCAGUCACCAGAUUCUACCUAUAACGGUUGGCCACUUGGUUCGGAGGAUUUUGCCAAGGAGCCACCAAGUGUCCCUCCGCAUCUGUACCUUACCCUUCUCAACAAGCCAGCCAAUAUGGACAGUCCCUUCUCUCUCUCAAGACCUCCGCAUGUAAUGCUGAAUCACCUCUACAUUCAGAAAGGGAAGAGUGGUCAGCCUGUUGUGGCACUUGGUGCUACCUGCAGGUUUCGAUCUAAGUAUGUCACUGUGGUGCUCUACAAGUCCUCGCAGCUAUAAUUACCGAUAGAGUGGAUCACAUAGAUGUAUUGACUUGGAGAGUGGUGAAAAGUAGGCUCAUAUUACCAUGAUGAAUUAUGCCAAAGACCUCCAACUAUUGGGGAAGAUGGAAAGAAAUAUGAACAAGGCUGACAUCUGUACUCAUGCAGAGAGCGAUCAUCAGACAAAUAUAGUGAUAUUGGCUAAAUGUUUGGAGGAGAAUAUUUUUCAAGUUUGUCUAUUUACUAAGUAUCGGCUUUGUGAUGUAUGGCAAGUUGAUUAUAAGUGGAGAACUGGAAAUAAGAAAUAAUGAAUAGAUGAAACCUAAUCAUCUCAGUACUAUGAGAUUAUGCAUAAAAGGAUUAUUUGCUGGAUUUCGACAUUUUAGCUUGUAAAUUUUGCUAGCACUUAUCUCAACUUACAUGUUUAUGUUGUUAGCUUACUAAUAGAAUUUUC